GCUGUUGGGCGUUGGACUCCGCAUCUUAUUAGCGACCAGGAAAAUUUCUCCAUUUUCUGUGCUGUCCAGAGAGUAACGGGCACAAAUCUAGGAUUUAGAUUAUUACUUGCACUUGCCAGGGUUUUUCCUACCGGUUUCCUUCUCUGAGACUGGGUUUGCUCGCUUCGUUGACUCGCAGUGAGCUCGUCGGCCAGGUGUUUAUUCCGGGGAAGACGCUUCGCUUGUUGCUCUUUGUUCUGUGCUGGGUCUGUUGAGCUCUUUGUUGGAGUGAAAGCAUGGGAGCGCAAGUCUCUAAGACAGCUGGAAAUGGAGAAACAGCUGCUGAAAAACCCGGAGAGGCUGCAGCUUCACCAUCCAAAGCCAACGGACAGGAAAACGGUCAUGUGAAGGUGAACGGAGACGCGUCUCCGGCGGCUGAGGAGAAAGUAGAGGUUCAGGCUAACGGCAGUGCUGAUGGAGAGAAGCCUGAGGAUCCUGCAGAGAAGGAGCCCGCGGAGGGAGAAGAAAACACUGAAGUGAGCGCUCCCGCUGGAGAGGAGCCCGCCAAACCUGAUGAUGCUGACACUCCCUCCACAAGCAAUGAGACGCAGAAGAAGAAGAAAAAGCGCUUCUCUUUUAAGAAGUCCUUCAAGCUAAGUGGCUUCUCUUUUAGGAAAACCAAGAAGGAGACUGGAGAUGGAGCUGAGGAUGCGGUGGAGGAAGACAAAACUGAGCGAGCUGAAGCUGUCGAAGGAGGAGCGUUAGAAGAGAACCCCAAACCAGCAGAGGAGCCAGUCGGAGAAACCAAACCAGUAGAGGAGAAACCAGUAGAGGAGCCCAACGCUGCCAGUCCUGCCACUGAAGAGCCCAAAGAGGAGGAGAAACCAGUGGAGUCCGUGCCAGAUCCCACUGCCUAUCCGAGUGAAGCGCCUGCUCCCACGGGACAAGAAGCAGGAGCCAGUCCCGAGGACCGCCCCGAACCGGCCACAGAGUAAGAGAGAGCGAGAGAGAGAUGGAGAAAAAGAACAGAUAAUCAAGGAAUAUGUCCGUUGUACAAUGGAGUAGUGCCAGGGUAUUGGACUUUGGAGAACUUUGUCUGCAACAAGGAAUAUUUUAAUGAUUUUUUUUUUAGUCUUUAGGUUUUUUUUAUAUCUGCCCCUCCUCAAAUCUCGCUCGACCAAUGUGGUUAUUUCUAGAGCUGCGAAAUAGAUGGCUGAAUUGAAUACAGAAAAAAGUGAUAUUUAUCUAUUUUUGGCAUCAGUAUUAACUCUUUGUUUUUUGGGGGGGAUUUUUAUACGAAUAAACCGUAAACUUGUUUAAAAUGUCUGGACAUGACUGUGGAUUAAAGGCAGCUUG
Messenger RNA from Pimephales promelas (fathead minnow), 1335 nucleotides. It is a transcript of the gene marcksa, whose product is annotated as myristoylated alanine-rich protein kinase C substrate a. The record is from RefSeq and is a predicted model, not a curated record. Gene Ontology annotation, molecular function: calmodulin binding; actin filament binding. Gene Ontology annotation, cellular component: cytoplasm; actin filament bundle; plasma membrane. Gene Ontology annotation, biological process: central nervous system development; actin filament organization. NCBI's taxonomy places the organism in Eukaryota, Metazoa, Chordata, Actinopteri, Cypriniformes, Leuciscidae.